Molecule: messenger RNA, 789 nt
Organism: Condylura cristata (star-nosed mole)
Lineage: Eukaryota; Metazoa; Chordata; Mammalia; Eulipotyphla; Talpidae
Product: retinol dehydrogenase 11
Exons: 6
Coding region: 1-789 (262 amino acids)
Source: RefSeq, a predicted model, not a curated record
AUGAGCUAUGCCCUCACCAUUGUUUUCAUCCUGCAAAGACUCUACAUGCGUUUCUGGAGUAAGACUCAUCUUUGGAACCCCCAGAACUGCUCUACAGAUCUGACAGGGAAGACUGCAGUAGUGACUGGGGCCAAUAGUGGCAUUGGGAAGGCUUUGUCCCUGGAGCUGGCUCGCCGAGGGGCUUGUGUGAUCCUUGCCUGUCGCAAUCAUGAACGUGGACAGCAAGUCCUGGCUGAGAUCCAAGCAGCAACAAAGGGCAACAGUCAUGUCCUGCUUGGUCAGGUGGACAUGAGCUCUAUGACCUCUAUCCGGAGCUUUGUCCACUGGCUUCUGCGGGAGCAUCCUGAGAUACACCUGUUGGUUAACAAUGCUGCAAUCUGUGGAUUAUCCAAGACACUUACCCCAGAGGGCCUUGAACUCACCUUUGCAACCAACUACAUUGGGCCCUUUCUGCUCACAAAUCUACUCCAAGGGGCUCUGAGGCGGGCAGGAUCAGCCCGGGUGGUGAAUGUGUCUUCCUUUCGUCAUGCGGUUGGGUACAUUGAUGAAGAUCACCUGACAGGGACUGGUGGCCCUUUGACCUUCAACCAGAACUAUGACUGUAGCAAACUGCUUUUGGUCUCAUUCACUGGGGAGCUCUCCCGGAGACUUCAAGGGACAGAUGUGACUGUGAACAGUGUGGAUCCAGGUGUUGUAUAUACAGAAAUCUUGAAGAAUUUUUCUUAUAUGUACCGCUUCAUCUUCUGGCUCAGCAGCUUCUUUUUGAAGGCUAAAGCCUACCUGGUGUGA